Messenger RNA from Rotaria sp. Silwood2, 672 nucleotides. NCBI's taxonomy places the organism in Eukaryota, Metazoa, Rotifera, Eurotatoria, Philodinida, Philodinidae. The record is from the annotation of a GenBank genome assembly.
AUGCAGAAUGCAAGUGCAUCUAAUACAACAGCUGACAAUCUUGCUGUUCUUAUUGAUAUGGGUUUUUCAGAACAACAAUCGAGAGAAGCAUUACAACGAGUUGAAAAUUUAGAAGAUGCUAUUGCAUUUUUACUUAAUGAUCAACUUCAACCAUCACCACCAUCAUCACCUGGUGUUUCACAAGCUGAUACAAGUGAUGAUGAAGCAUCUUACGCUGCUAAUCCACGCUGCAUGCAAUUUAUAAUAAAUACAGGUCAUCCACAUUUAUCAUUUUCAGCUUGUUUAUUAAAUAUAGCUCAAGCAUCAUUUGACCUUUAUGAUCAAAUUAUAUCACAUCGUUCACAAUUAUUAUCAUUUAAAACUUGGCAUCAUCAUGGUGAACUUAAACAAUUAUUUGAAUGUAAUAAUGGAAAUCAAUUAAGAGAAUUAAAUCAACAAUUUGAAAUCGCAUUAAAAGAAAAUCAAAUAUGUACAGCAUUGAUUAAUGAUUCAAAAUAUCAUGAACCAGUUUGUUUAGCUGUAUUUGGUAUUGCAUCAUAUCUUGAACAGUAUACAUCUCAAUUAAAACGUUUAAAUAUAUGUCCAACAAAAUUUUUUAUUAACGAUGAUGAUGAUGAUGAUGAAAAUAUAAAUAAGGAUGGAAAUAAUAGCGAAACAACAAAAAAACAGUAA